AUGUCCACUGGCGUCGUCAAUUCCGAGCCCAAGCAUGAUGGCCCCUGGCCGGCUUCCUCGAACGAAACCGAGUCGACAGAAGCUAAACCAGUGUUCAAUGAGCAGACCAACUAUGUGCCCAAGAGUACGAUCAUUACGAUCUUCCUGGCCUGUUCGACGGUCGACCUCGUCGCGUUGAUGGACCAGACCACCCUGGCCGCCAGUUUGUCCAUCAUCGGGAAUGCGCUGCAUGCAAGCGACAAGACGGCGUGGAUCUCCAGCGGCUACUUUGUCACCUCGACAUGCUUUCAACUCCUGUACGGUCGGCUAUCUGACAUCUGGUCCCGCAAGCUGGUCCUCUUCGUGGGUCUAGGGAUCUUCUUCUUCGGGUCCCUGGCCGCAUCGCUGGCGCAAACAGCCACACAGCUGAUCGUGUUCCGCGCCUUCACGGGCGUCGGCGGCGGCGGUCUGAUGACGGUCGCGCAAAUGAUCGUGAGUGACGUGGUCCCGCUGCGGGAGCGCGGCAAAUACCAGGGCAUCCUGGGAGCGGUGGUGGCGAUUGCCAACGGCAUCGGCCCCGUGAUCGGGGGUGCCCUGGCCUCGAUCAACGACGAUUCGUGGCGCUGGAUCUUCCGGCUCAACCUCCCGCUGACGGCGAUCUGCGUGCUUGCCGUUUUCUUCUUCAUGCCGUUGCGGAAGGUGACGGGCGACUGGAAGGUCAAGCUGCGGGCGGUCGACUUUUUCGGCGCCGUCCUCGCGCUCGGCAGCACCGCCGUUUUCCUGCUGGGACUGACCUGGGGUGGCGGCGAGUAUGCCUGGAACUCGGCCCACGUCAUCGUCACGCUGGUGGUGGGAUUCGCCGUGGGGGUGGGGUUUUUGCUCUGGCAGUGGAAGGGGGCCGCAUUCCCCCUGGUGCCGAUGCACAUCUUCCGGUCACGCAUCGUCAACGGCGCAUGCCUGACCAUGUUCAUCAACGGGUGGAACUUCCUGGUCCAGAUCUACUACAUCCCGACAUUCUAUCAGCUGGUCUUCGAGUACUCGACCGUCCAGGCGGGCGCGAUGCUCCUGCCGAUCACCCUAAUGCAGACCGUCAGCAGUACCGUGUCCGGUCUCGUGGUGCACUGGGCGGGCCGGUAUCGCGAAUGCAUCUUGUUCGGUUGGGCGAUAUGGGCCGUCGGACUGGGCUUGUUCUCCACUCUGGACAAAUCGUCCGGCGUGGGAAAGCAGGUUGGCUAUGGGAUUCUGACCGGUGUGGGCGUGGGCAAUACCCUGCAACCGGCAUUGAUCGCGGUUCAAGCGGGGGUGGAGAGAAGCGACAUGGCGGUGGUGACGGCGUUCCGGAACUUCGUACGAAACCUAGGGGGCACCCUUGGGCUCGCCAUUGCGGGGACCCUCAUCAACAACAUCAUCGCCUCCUCGAUUUCCUCCCUCGGGUUUAGCGAAACAGAAACUCGAUCUUUUCUGUCUAGCCCCCAGAACUAUCUGUCGAAGCUUCCACCAAAGGAAGCAGACCACGCCCGUUCGGUACUGAUCCCCGCCUACAAGAAAGGAUUCAUGAUCAUCUUUGUGAUCGGGGCUGCGUUAGCGGCGUUUGCCUUUGUCCUGGCCUUCUUUCUGAUGCCACAGGUGUCGCUGAAUCGGGACGACGACGCGAAGCUCAAGGAGGAGGGGAGGAAACGGGUACAGGGGGAAUUGGACGAGGAGACGAACGAGGUGAAGUAG
Molecule: messenger RNA, 1701 nt
Organism: Aspergillus candidus
Lineage: Eukaryota; Fungi; Ascomycota; Eurotiomycetes; Eurotiales; Aspergillaceae
Product: putative MFS drug transporter
Exons: 7
Coding region: 1-1701 (566 amino acids)
Biological process (GO): transmembrane transport
Molecular function (GO): transmembrane transporter activity
Source: RefSeq, a predicted model, not a curated record